This is a messenger RNA of Rotaria sp. Silwood2, 1461 nucleotides long. Lineage: Eukaryota; Metazoa; Rotifera; Eurotatoria; Philodinida; Philodinidae. The record is from the annotation of a GenBank genome assembly.
AUGGAUCAAAACGGCGGAAAACAACUUUCACCAUGGAAAGUUCCAUCACGUAUAUCAUUAAAACGUAUUCGUCAUAAAAUAAAUUCUGAUUUAUCAACUCAAACACUUUCAUCAUCAACAAUAAUUGAAAAAAAUUCUCAAAAACAAAAUAUAAAACGAAAUCGUCUUGUUAUUAAUAAAUUUGCAUUAGCACGUUCAAUAUCAACAUCAACUCCAAAUGAAAAUCUUACACCAUUAAUAGUAGAAAAAACUAAUAAUGAUGAACAUUUACUUGCAAGACUUCAUCAAAUAAUGCCACCACCACCACCAUCAAUAAAUGACAAAAAUUUUAAUGUUAAUUUUAAAAAUAAAAUAUCUGAUGAAAUUCUUUCUUUAUUUCCAAUUGAUUGGUCAUUAAAAUCAUCAUGUCGUUUUUAUUCUCUUAAUUCAACACCUUUCUUAAAUAAUUUUAUGAAACUUCGUUCAACAGAUGAAUCACUUGCAUUAGAAUAUAUUUGUUCAAAUACAUCUCAAGAUAAUGAAAAAGCUCUUUUUCGUUCUCUUACAUCAUAUUGGACAUAUCCACAUAUAACUUGGCUUAGAUUAUUUCCUCGUUUACAACAACAACAACAAAUGAAUAUUAAUUUUUCAUCAUUAGAUGAACAAGCACAAAUAGCUUUACAAGAUGAAUGGAAAAUAACAUUUCAAUCUCUUUUUCAAUCAUUUAGAACAAAAUAUUCACCUUUUUUUUAUAUGUGUACACAUACAUUUAAUAUUUUAUUUCGAGAAGAUCCUUCAUCACAAAUUAUUGCUAUUAUUAGUCCAACAACUAGUGGUUUAAGAUCAACAUUUGAACGAGAAGGAAUUGAAUUUACAAUGGCUGAUGGUGGUGGUUCAUUAAAUAAUUCAGCAAGUAAGAAUAAUGAUGAAGAAGAAGAUGAUGAUGAAAAUGGUGAUGAAAAUGAUGUAACAUGUGCUCAAUGGUUAGAAGAUAUGGGUUUAUCAGCAACUUCUUCAACAAAUUCGACUAAUGAAAGACGAUGUUUAUCAUCAAAUAAAAAAGUUUCAAAUGAAAAAACACGUUCAACAACAAUUCUUAUUCGAGAUUUAUCUUCUGUAAAUAGUUUAUUUAAUUUUCUUUUAAAUAAAUCUCAACGUACAUGUAUGUCAUUAACGGGAUCAUUAGCAGGAAUUCCUCCAACAUUAAUAUCACCACGUCCAUUUCUUAAUUCAACAUUAAAAUAUUUAAAUGUUCAUUUUCAAUCAAAUUCAAUGGUUACUAUCGAUGGUGGACCUUUAUUACCUGAUCGUAUUAAAGGUUUAUGGAAUUUAAUUACAGAAAAAAAUCACCAAAUACAAAUGACAUGUACAAAUGUUGAACGAACAUCAGCUUUAAAUUUAGAUGGUGAACAAGGUCGAACAAUAAAACAAAUUUCAAUAAAUGAUAAACGAGAUUUACGUGUACAAUUUUCAACAGUCUGA